AUGCCUGUUGGAAUCAAGACACCCGUCAAUCAAAUCAAGCUGACCAACGUGUCGCUUGUGCGCAUGAAAAAGGGCAAGAAGCGCUUCGAGAUCGCAUGCUAUAAGAACAAAGUUCUCGAGUGGCGCAGCGGCGUCGAAAAAGACCUCGACAAUGUCCUCCAAAUCCCAAACGUCUUUAUGAAUGUUAGCAAAGGCCAAGUCGCCAACUCACAAGAACUGGCCAAGUCGUUUGGCGCCGACAAAUCCUUGGAUGACAUUAUCCUCGACAUCCUAAACAAAGGCGAACUGCAGGUCGGGGAGAAGGAGCGCAACGCGCAAAUGGAACGUGUGCACAACGAGGUCAUCGAUAUCGUCGCCGGCAAACUCGUCGAUCCCAAGACGAAGCGCGUCUACACAACUGGCAUGAUUGAGAAGGCGUUGGAUCAGCUUCAGUCGCAAACGGCGCAGGCUCCGAGUAGUGGUACCGCCACUCCCACGGAAGAUUCCGGCAAGAAGGAGCUUCCCAAAUGGUCCGGCGUCGCCACCAACAAGUCGGCCAAGUCGCAGGCUCUGGAAGCCAUGAAGGCAUUGAUCGCCCACCAGCCCAUUCCCCUCGCCCGCGCCCGCAUGCGGCUACGCAUCACCUGCCCGACGAGCGUCCUCAAGCAGGCCGUCAAGGCGCCAAAGGACAAGGCCGCAGACGAGGACGAGGAGAAGAAAACCCCCGGCACCGUCAAGGACCGCAUCAUCAGCUACGUCGAGCAGGUCGAGUCGCAGGAUGUCGUAGGCGAUGAGUGGGAGUGCAUGGGUUUCGUCGAGCCGGGUGCUUUCCGAGCCCUGUCCGAGUUCAUUAGCGGGCAGACCAAGGGACGUGCAAGAGCAGAAGUGCUGGACAUGGCUGUCAUGCAUGAGGAUUGA
This is a messenger RNA of Aplosporella prunicola CBS 121167, 897 nucleotides long. RefSeq lists its product as uncharacterized. The record is from RefSeq and is a predicted model, not a curated record. NCBI's taxonomy places the organism in Eukaryota, Fungi, Ascomycota, Dothideomycetes, Botryosphaeriales, Aplosporellaceae. The coding region runs from base 1 to 897 and encodes 298 amino acids. The transcript has 3 exons. Gene Ontology annotation, biological process: cytosolic ribosome assembly; ribosome biogenesis.